Vigna radiata var. radiata (mung bean) is the source of this 1186-nucleotide messenger RNA. RefSeq names its product probable 2-oxoglutarate/Fe(II)-dependent dioxygenase. NCBI's taxonomy places the organism in Eukaryota, Viridiplantae, Streptophyta, Magnoliopsida, Fabales, Fabaceae. The coding region runs from base 33 to 1085 and encodes 350 amino acids. The record is from RefSeq and is a predicted model, not a curated record. Gene Ontology annotation, molecular function: dioxygenase activity. The transcript is spliced from 3 exons.
AGUAAACUGUGGAGUUGGCAAAGAAGUGAAGCAUGGGAGAGGUAGAGGCUGCUUUCGUCCAAGAGGUGCAACACAGACCAAAGUUGGGUGUGAUCGAAGCUGAAGAAAUUCCUGUGAUAGAUCUGUCUCCAGUAACGAAGGAGGCAGUUUCAGAUCCAUGUUCCGUUGAAAGGUUGGUGAAGGAGAUAGGGAGUGCGUGCAAGGAAUGGGGUUUCUUCCAAGUAAUAAACCAUGGGGUGCCUGUGGUUCUGAGAGAAAACAUUGAGAAAGCUUCAAGGAUGUUCUUUAGUCAGAGUGUGGAGGAGAAGAGGAAGGUUAGGAGAGAUGAGAGGAAUGCCAUGGGUUAUUAUGACACUGAGCACACCAAGAACGUUAGGGACUGGAAAGAAGUGUUUGAUUCUGUAGCCAAAGACCACACUCCGGUUCCUCUCACUCCUGAUGAACACGAUGAUCGACUCACUUACUGGACUAAUUCCAAUCCUCAGUACCCUCCACACCUCAGGAGUACAAUCACAAAGUAUGUUGAAGAGACGGAGAAAUUGUCCUUGAAAUUAAUGGAGCUUAUAGCUUUGAGCUUAGGCCUUGAAGCAAAAAGGUUUGAGGAAUAUUUUGUGAAAGAUCAAACUAGCCUUUUUCAUCUUAACUAUUAUCCUACAUGCCCUAGUCCACACCUAGCCCUUGGUGUUGGUCCACACAAGGAUAUCGGAGCUCUAACCGUUCUUGCACAAGAUGAGGUUGAAGGAUUAGAAGUGAAACACAAUGGAGAAUGGAUAAGAAUUAAACUCAUUCCAAAUUCCUUCAUUAUCAACCUUGGUGAUAUUGUUCAGGUUUGGAGUAAUGAUGCAUAUGAGAGUCCAGAGCAUAGAGUGGUGGUAAACUCUGAGAAAGAAAGAUAUUCCUAUCCAUUCUUCCUCUUCCCUGCACAGGAAACUGAGGUGAAGCCUAUGGAGGAGUUGAUAAAUGACCAAAACCUUUCCAAAUAUAGGCCAUACAAAUGGGGCAAGUUUCUUGCUCACAGAUUUAGCACCAAUUUCAAGAAACGACUGGGGGAAAACAUUCAAAUAUUACAUUACAAGAUUAAAUAAUACUAUAUUAUUAACGUCAUUUCUCUUGUCUGUGUAAAAUUCUGACUGUUAAUCCAAAACAUCAUUUCUAUUUACAAAUUUGCUGCCAAAUUUCUAGUGGG